GUGGGAAUCCAGAGCCGCAGUUUAGCAGUGCCUCUCGCACACACACACACACACGGUAGAGGAAGUAACCAGAGACAUCACACAGCCUCUCUGCUAAUGUUAGUAGAUCGUUGCACAGAAGCACAAGGCUGUCAGCAGUGGAAGAAAAAGGGAUCUUGCACGUUGCAGGAAAAUAAAUACACUGACCCCCUCACCCCCGCCCGACCGUAAGAACAGGACGUUUGGGCCCUUUAUUGUGCCAGGGAAGCCUGAAGGUGAAUUCAUUGCAAAGACCAUAGCAGCUGUUCCAGCGCAAGGAGGACGGAUAUCGGGCUCGGUGCGAUUUACUUCUUUCUGCACGUUUUGUACCCCAUUUUAAUGGAUGUUUUUUGCUACAGGACAGCUCCUGACUUGUUGCCUUUUCUAUUCCAUGCGAGUGGAGGGAGAAUGGUUUUAUGUUCAUGCUAAAUGGAGCCAGCGCUGCGGGGAAUCGCUCCUUCCUGACUGUACCACUGCAGCAGCAGUACGGGGGAAAGGGCCGCUUCCCUAGAGCCCCGCUUGCUUUCCCAGCCCAUAUACAUUGGUACAGCACUGGGCGGCUCGCCACUGUUUAGCCGGUGCCACCGUCUCCUUGCUGUGGGGGCCAUAAGCAUUACAGUGUGGGGGCCAUAAGCAUUACAGUGUUGGGGCCAGGCGACCUGCAACAUGUUGGCAGGGGAAGUUGCAAGGCUGUGUGUAGGCAAUACCGUGUGAAUGACCAUGGCAGCACCCUGAGGGGACUCUCCGCGGUCUUUAUGCAAUAGAAACCCCCUCAGGCCCUGACAAUGAGCCCUCGGUUUAUUUAACAGUGAUUUGUAUUCGCCGGCCGGGGGGAGAUAUUGCCCUGCCCGAAAACAGACUAGGAUUUCCGAUAAGAAAAAAAAGCAGGCGAAUUGGAUGUUUUUACCCGAGCUGCUCGCUCUUCCUUUCUCCCCCCGUGUAACAGGAGAGGCCCGACGCUCGGAUAUUGAUUUCUCACGCUGGAUUUUUUUUUGCCGGCCUGGGGAAUCCUACUAAAGCUACCGUGCCCCCCAGCUCUUCCCUGCCUCUCUGGUACGGGAUCUGCACACCGACAAAUAUACAUGUGAAGCCGCAGCAUCCCUUCCUGCUAAUAGGAUUCCACGCUUUAUUUUGUUUUACUAAGGAACCCAGGUGUCCGUAUCUGCUUUUCCCCGCUGGAUAUUUUAUGUUUUGGCCUUAUUAGUAAGCGCUUGUGCUGGGGGAGAGGAACAGAAUUUCGCCUCAGUGCGAGUGUGUAGAAGUCGCGUUUGGCGGUGAGCGGAUCUGCAAUUUUUGUCUCCAACAUGGCGGACCUGGAGGCGGUGCUGGCCGAUGUCAGCUAUCUGAUGGCGAUGGAGAAGAGCAAAUCUACCCCGGCGGCCAGGGCCAGCAAGAAAAUCGUGUUACCUGAGCCCAGUAUCCGAAGUGUUAUGCAGAAGUACCUUGAGGAGAGAGGUGAACUUACCUUUGACAAGAUAUUUAAUCAGAAGAUUGGUUUUCUGCUUUUCAAAGACUUCUGUAUGAAUGAUAUGGAUGAAGGUGUUCCACAGCUUAAAUUUUAUGAAGAGAUAAAAGAAUAUGAAAAACUGGAUUCUGAGGAAGAUCGCCUUUGUAGAAGUCGGCAGAUUUAUGAUACAUAUAUAAUGAAAGAACUCCUAUCCUGUUCACAUCCAUUCUCUAAGCAAGCAGUAGAUCAUGUACAAGCCCACUUAGCUAAGAAACAAGUGCCACCUACAUUAUUUCAGCCAUACAUAGAAGAAAUAUGUGACAGCCUUCGGGGGAAGAUAUUCCAAAGGUUUAUAGAGAGUGACAGGUUUACUAGAUUUUGCCAGUGGAAAAACGUGGAACUAAAUAUUCAUUUGACCAUGAAUGACUUCAGUGUUCAUCGAAUAAUAGGCAGAGGUGGAUUUGGAGAAGUAUAUGGCUGUCGAAAAGCAGAUACUGGUAAAAUGUAUGCAAUGAAAUGUUUAGACAAGAAAAGGAUCAAGAUGAAACAAGGAGAGACAUUGGCCUUAAAUGAAAGAAUCAUGUUGUCCCUAGUCAGCACAGGAGACUGUCCGUUCAUAGUAUGUAUGACUUAUGCAUUUCACACACCUGAUAAGCUCUGCUUUAUCCUGGACCUGAUGAAUGGUGGGGACUUGCACUAUCACCUUUCACAACAUGGAGUGUUUUCAGAGAAGGAGAUGAGGUUUUAUGCUGCUGAAAUCAUCCUAGGCUUGGAACACAUGCACCACCGUUUUGUUGUCUACAGAGACUUGAAGCCGGCAAACAUUCUACUAGACGAGCAUGGCCAUGUGAGGAUAUCAGAUCUGGGUCUUGCAUGUGAUUUUUCCAAGAAGAAACCGCAUGCUAGUGUAGGAACACAUGGGUACAUGGCUCCAGAGGUGUUACAGAAGGGGACAGCUUAUGACAGCAGUGCAGAUUGGUUCUCUCUAGGAUGUAUGCUUUUCAAACUUCUCAGAGGUCACAGCCCUUUCAGACAGCACAAAACCAAAGACAAACACGAGAUUGACCGCAUGACACUUACCAUGAAUGUGGAGCUUCCAGACUCUUUCAGCCCAGAGCUAAAGUCCCUUCUGGAGGGCCUUUUGCAGCGGGAUGUCAGCAAAAGACUUGGCUGCCAGGGUGGUGGUGCACAGGAAGUAAAGGAACAUGCAUUUUUUAAAGGCAUAGACUGGCAACAGGUGUAUUUACAAAAGUAUCCCCCGCCUCUGAUUCCUCCACGUGGAGAGGUAAAUGCUGCUGAUGCUUUUGAUAUUGGAUCAUUUGAUGAAGAGGACACAAAAGGCAUUAAGUUACUUGAUAGUGAUCAAGAACUGUACAAGAACUUCCCUUUGGUGAUAUCAGAGCGCUGGCAACAAGAAGUAGCAGAAACUGUUUACGAAGCAGUCAAUGCUGACACUGAUAAGAUUGAGGCCCGGAAGAGAGCCAAAAACAAGCAGUUGGGUCAUGAAGAAGAUUAUGCACUAGGAAAAGACUGUAUUAUGCACGGCUAUAUGCUAAAACUGGGAAAUCCCUUUCUGACUCAGUGGCAGCGACGUUACUUUUACCUCUUUCCAAACAGGCUUGAAUGGAGAGGAGAAGGGGAAUCACGGCAAAAUUUAUUGACUAUGGAACAGAUAGUAUCUGUGGAGGACACCCAAAUUAAGGACAAGAAGUGCAUCCUACUGAGGAUUAAGGGAGCAAAGCAGUUUGUCUUGCAGUGUGAGAGUGAUCCAGAAUUUGUACAGUGGAAGAAGGAGCUCACCGAAGCAUUCACAGAAGCACAGAGGCUUUUACGUCGGGCCCCAAAGUUUUUGAACAAUCCCCGAUCAGCAGUUGUAGAGAUUGCCAAACCACCGCUCAGUCACAGAAAUAGUAAUGGCCUUUAGGUAGCAAGACAGGACUAAGCUUUCGUAGGAUAAAUACAGUAUACACCACGUCUAAGGUCCUCAGCAUCAUUAUUAGUUACUUGUAUGGCUCUUAACAGAGAGGUGUACAUAGGAGAAGCUUUGUAAGCCUGUAUUACAUAUUGUUAACUGAAGAUGGGACUUACCACCUGAUAAUUAGAAGAUAUUGUAAAGGCUGAGGCAGUGAAGAGAUGAAUUUUCACUAUCCGGAGACUUGAAAGUUGCCAAAUUUAGUGAUUGCCCAUCAUCCUCUUGCAUCAGUUUCUUCUGAAGAUGCCCUGAAUGGCUAGCAAGAGUUGGUCCUCUUUUUUGUUUGUUUUUUUUGGCAUAUGCAUGCGCUGGUAUAUGCCAACCAAGGAUCUGAGUUGUUUUUGCAGUAUCUGAUUUUUUCCUUGACUGCCACAUAUAAAAUUCCACAUUUCCCUGGAUGCUUUAUUAAGGCAGUGCUGUAAGAAUGUUCUUCAGAUGAUAGCUUUUCUGCGUGUUGCCAUAUUCCCCACAUUUUCUUUGUCCUCCCAACUUGCACUGUUGACUUUUUUUUUUUGUUUAACUGGCAGUGUGAUGAUCCUUUUAUGCACUUCAAAGUACUGAUUUUAUCUGUCCUGUGGUUACAAUAUGUACAGUAGAUAAUCCAUGGAAACUACAAAGCAAGGAUAUUCACCCUGUUAUAUGUACUCAGAAAUAUAGUAGCUACCACUGUCUUGCUAUUUAUGAGGAUAGAAAUACAAUUGUAGAAUAAUUAUUGGUGAACCAGACUGCAUGGUAGCUUCGUUUAGUGGUCUAUUUUCCAGUCAGCAAAAUUAGCACAAUUAUUUAAGAUAAAAAGCUCAUUCUUCAGACGUUUACAGCAACUAAAAAAAAAAGACAGCUUUUUUUUCCAGGUCAAUUGCACUUAUUUUUAAUUUGUUUUUUUAAUCUGCUUUGUAUUCAAGUGAAGAACGGGUGAGAACGAUAUAUAAUGCCGGUACGCACAGUGCUGUAACCCUGUGUUUGUCCUUCAGUUGUGUAGGUUCCUUUUCAGAUUUCACAAGUUCUCAUGCUCUCUGUUCAGUGUUGGGAACUCACAUCCUGUCCUCCUCUGCUCAGAGUCGAAAAGUUCACAGGAAUAUGGACGUGUACAGCAAGAAUGCGCAUCCAGAUGGAUUUACCAUGGCAUAAUAAGACAAUCAGUCUGCUUUGGGCAGCUUCCACCUAUGUACAACACAUUUGAGCUGGAAGACCUGCCCACUGGAAAUUGCAUUGUGAGCUCAUAACCGUGUUUCAUCUUUUUGCUCUGGCUGCUCUUCACAUUCAGAAGUUACCCAUUUAUUUUUAUUUUUACAAUGAAGUGCAAAGUGCCAAUGGACUUGAGAAUAUAUUCCUAUAUUUAACCGAAUGUUAUGAGUGUACCUGUAAAUAUUAUUUAAGAAUUAGCUACUCAGAGGAGAGUGAAUGCAACAUGACAACCACAGCUCUGUUUCAAAUAGCAUGAGACCUGUUAAAUGUCUUCUACUAAACGUUUUUUUUUUCUCUUUAGUUUGGCUACUGGAGUGGUACUCGGCCUUUUUGCUUUUAUUUUAAGCCACUUUUAGCUGUACUGUUUUAAAAUCUACAGUAAAAUGUUCACAUUUUAAGCUGUGUGGUUGUUUAAAGGAAACGUUACAUGGGAUACAGAGGGUUGUAGGUUGAGUAUCACUGAACUACUGUGAAUUCAUAUCCAUAUUUGUAUUAAAUUUAUAGGCAGUGUCUGGCAUGAACAUACAAGCAAAUUUUAGAUGUCACUUUGUAGAGUCAACUUGUUCCCCCUGUACUUCCUUGUCCAUGUCGCCAUGCCUUUUAACCUUUUAAAAGAUGGAACAUUAUCGAGUAUUCAACAUUUAUGACAAAACUGUAAAACAAAUGGUUACAAGAUAAAAUCUUUUCAGAGACCAUUAUUUGCCAUAUUUUACACAUGUAAAUUGAAUGCGUCAUUAGCUUUACAAUCUGCUAGGACAUUUCAGAAUAACUGCUUUUGGUUUUCAGCAGAUAUUUAGGCCUGUCCAAUGCACUUUACUCUCAGAUUCACUUUGGAGUGUUAUCCAUAUGUUACAGUUUAUCAUUUCAUCUCCAUUUUUUUGUUUUUUUACUUAACGGUGCUUAUGGAUGGUUACUAGCAGGAGUAUCCUCUAGACUUAGGGGCAGGAUUUUAAUGACUGUUACUUACCCAGAGUUGGACUGGAGUACUCUGGGUCUACCACCCAACCACCACCACUCUCGUGUCAACCCUUGCUCCACUUCGCUACUUACUCUGCUGUCAAUUAGACCACGCCUUGAGGGAAAAAAAUUAAAAUGGCACAGUGUAAAGCAUGGCCAUCUAUCAUUUUAUAUAAAUCUGAAGUUGUGUACUGGUGGCUGGCUCGUGGGCAGGUGGAAAGGCCUGGCAGAGUUGGGGCCACUGGGAUUUUUUUCCUCAUCCUGGUGGGCCAGUCCCACCCUGUACUUGGCAUUUACUUACAGUACACAAACGUCACAGCAAUAAGAUACAAUUAUUAGUCACUAAAAUAGCAAUGAUAACCUUAUGUUGCCUAGUUGCUUAUUGUAAACUCAUGAGUUCCAAAUAAGUCAGAGUAGAAAAAUAAAAAGUCAUGAGGAGUUACUUAUAGGGAUUAGCUAUUGUACUCCAUGUACAAAUAUAUACUGUUCAUUGCAACAGAUCUGUGUCAUAAAAAAAUAUACUAAAUGUGCAGUUUUUUAAUUCAGAUAUAUGCAAAGUAAUUCAUUUCUGAAUAUACCCCGGAAUACCUAAUAAUGUCAUUCACAUAAAAACAAAUCGGCAUGCUUUUUUUAAAAAAAAAAAAAAAAAAUGGCUUAGUUGCAACAUAGCAAAACACAAAUAUAAUUAGGCUAGGGCCAGACGGAAACAUUUUUGUGGCAUAUUUUUAAUUUAGAAACAAUCUCUAAAUGUGAUCUAUGAGUCUCUCAUUUUAUCUGAAGCAAGUCUGCUUUCAGAGUAGUUAGUGUCAGCCAAGGCUUAUUUGAAAGAUUGGAGUGUAGAGCUUCCAGUUUCCUUUGCCAUCCGUGAGUCAGCUGCAGGUGCAGUGCUGUAUUAUAGAGUUGCCUUUGGUUGUAAACGCAGCUGGUGCAGCAGGCCUUGGCCUGUUAAAAUAAAAUAUGAAAAUAUGUAGAUGUGUAUAAUAUAGGGUGCAAAGGAUGCACUUACAAGACAAGCAUGUAAAAUGAACCUUUAUUUCUACAUAUUUUGACCCACUUUAGAGGGUUUUAUUAGGAAAGCAACAGACCUGUAAGGUAUGUAAGCAUUAAGGAGUAAAUGUUCAGUCCUGUGAGUGCAUCUUUUCAUCUUGUGUGCACUCUAUUUAUGUUAUUGUGGGAUAGCAGGUAGGCUGGGUUUGAAAGGGAACUGGAUAAGAUUAAUUCAAUUCUGUAAAUUUAGAAGUGGUAACCAGCCAAUGCAAAUAUCAGUGUAUUAAAAACAAACUUUAAAACAUAGGCACAAGGAAAAUAGUAAUUGUGGCAUAAUCAAAAGUGUAGACACCCCGAUAAGUCAGUAUUUAGUAACACCCCUUUGGCACAGAUCAUGGCAUGUAAAUGCCUUUCUUUCAAUUCUUGCAGGGAUUUUUGCCCACUCUUCUUUGCAUACUUUAGACGUUAACUUUUGUGAUGAGGGUGUAUGUAAGGCUUUCUCCUAAUGGCAGAUCAUGUUUGUGCAAGCACCACGCACACUGUGGAACAGUGCAACACCACUGUUCUCUCUGAAUGUUUUCUUGGUCUUCCAGAUCUUGUCUUGACUUCCACUUAGUUCCCUAAACUACUAUUUUUGAUGAUAUUACAGACAGUGGGUAUUACAAUCUGGGAGCACUUUGCAUUUUUUUCCAUAGUUUUUCCCUGCUUUGUAGGUUUACUUUUUAGAUCCUAACUCUGUUGCUUAAGGGAGCUCAGGGUUGCUGAGCUGGAGGUAUCAACAGGUGAUAACUCCUAAUAGCUAUUAAGGCCUAAUGAAGUUAAUUAAGAUAAGGUACCUUGCAAAGUGUUUGUGCUGUUUUCUUUGUUUUGUAUGUUUUAAAGUUUGUGAAAUAACAUGUGACUGACACUGACGGUUGUACUACUUUUUACUUACAAAAAUUAAUUAAAUAUGAAUUUGGCAAGGGGUGGCCAAACCUUUGCAAAUGUGUGUGUAUAUAUAAAAUAUAUAUGAUAGACAAAGACAUGUAUAUGAAUAGAUAAAGACAAGAAAUCCUCUACACUCACUCAUUAUCAAUAUAUAUAGGACAUUAAGACAUUCUGUGCAUUCAGCUACUAAAAAUUCCCCUCUACUUAAUAAAUAAAAAACCCAGCAAAACAGGGAUUGUUUGUCUAUAUGUUAUAUAUAUAUAUAUAUAUAUAUUGUGUAUAUAUAUAUAUAUAUAUAUAUAUAUAUAUAUAUAAUAUAUAUAUAUAUAUAUAUAUAUUGGUUGAGUGCAGGGACCACCUGUCUUUGUAUGAAUUUUGUGGUCAUGGCCUCAUUGCACCCCUGCUACAAAGCAUCUGAAAAACCCUUUAAUCAAAAAGAAUGGGGAUUGCUGGUCUGGAAGAAAAUGCCUUUUUCCAUAUUUUCCCACAAUUAAUACAGAUUUCAUCAUGUAAACUGCUUUAUAUGUGGCACCUUUUUUCAGAUGCUUUGUCCCUGAUAGGUGACUUAGUGAUGUGUGCCAUUGCUGUGUCAUUUCACACAGCACUAGCUAAUCACACCGCAGAGGAAAAUUUACCAAAAAGGAAUUCUAACCUGUUGCAGUCCAACACUUGUUUUUAUAAAACUCCUAGUAGCCUCAGAUUGCUGAGCCCAUUGAAUGCUGGAGCACCAUAAAUUGAACCUAAAUUAUUAUUUUGUAACCAUUUGCUUGCUUACCAUUAUCAGGUUUUUCUACAACUAAGGCAUACAAGCAUUUUAUAUUUCCAUAGUGUUCUGUAGGUGAGAACCAUGGCAUUCAAAAUGCCUAGGACCACCGACAGCCACUUCCCCCUUAAAGUGACUGAGAAAGCACAGAUAGAUGGGGAUCGCCCAGGACUUCUGAUUAACAUGUUGCCAAAUGAUCCUUAGCUGCUGGCUCUUAGCUUAACCUAUAGACAGUGGUUUUUCCAUUCACAUGAAUGAACAAGGGCUGUUUGGUGAUGUUUAGCUAUGGACUAAUAUGGUUGUAUAGUCUCCCAAGCAGAACUACAGUUGAAAAUGCUAGUCUUGUUACCUCUUUCCUGUGGAUGGCAGUGCAAAAUGUUUUUGAUGCACAUCACAUUAGUAGAUUGUAAAUGUUUAACUUGAGUUUAUGUGUAUAUAAAGAUUAUAUUUUUUUUAACAUAUAUUUUUUGCAAUUUUGUUUUCAGCCUUGAGACACCUUGAUGACAGUCACUUUAUAAUCCAAUACGUAAUCUAGGAGAUGCCCCAUGCCAGAAAGCUAUUUGUAGAUGUUAUCCACUGACAAAUUCCCACUGCCUCUUGCAGUGACAUCGGCUUGAUAAAUCAAAUCCCACUUCUUUUUAUGUGCUAAAUAUUAGCUGUCAUUGUUUCACGCAGAUUUUUAAAUUGAACUUGAGACAUUUUCAUGCGUGAAAGACCAUGAUCAUCAAAUACAAUUAGAUAUGGUUUCUCAUGUACUGUAUAUACUACUGAACCCAAUGUGUUUGCCUUUACACAGCCAAACACAGUCUGCCAAAAGCUUGCUCAAGAUUAAGCUUUCUCCCAUGACAAAAUGCCCUAGGACAGUGGGGCACAAUCCCAUCAGAUAUUCUUGGGGCCUUGACUUAACUGCUGGUAUGGUCAUUUUCAUUCUAAACUUCUUUUUAAAUUCUAAUUUAUUGCAGAUCUCUUAAGGCAAAUCUGCUUUACUUUGGGGACCUUGCCAGUUCUUAAUAGAGCCCUAAAUGGAGCAGUACCUUGCAGAUCUCUCAACUCGCAGUGGAUUAUAAGGCAAGGAACUGCCAAAUGGUAGAAAAUAAGGCCCAGACCCUAAAAUAGAUUCUCAAUCAUACAAAUUGUUCCAAGGGGAACAACAAAUGGUAUAUGUAUUCUAAAAAAAAAAAGAUGUAAACCUAUUUUGUUCUUGUUCUGAUAAGUUUACCCUGCAGUGGAAGGAGGUAAGAGUCCAUAUUUAUAACUUGAAAGCAAAGAUUUAGAUAGCAUAUAUACAUCAAAAUACUUUUCUUAACUCCUGACAAUUUUUUAAAUGACAUGGAUUUUUGUUGUCAAAUUAAGUGGAUUCAUAUUUUAAAUGUUGGAAGGCAAAACCGAUUUACAUUGCAAUGUAAUAGAUAGUUUUUUACUUCCCAUCAGUGUUAAGUGCAGGCACUUUUUACACAAAAUAAUAGAGAUGAUGCCUUCCUAGUAUAUUGGCAAUACCAUAGCGAGUCCAUUUUGUUCUCAGUAUUCUCUAGAUGUAAAAAAUCUUUUAAACAAUGUAAUGAAUAUCUAAAUGAAAACAGCAUUUAAUUCUGUUUUACGAAUAUGGUCUGCGGGGCAAGAAAUAUGCUGCUAAUUAUACACUUGUAUCUAAUUGCGUUUCUUUGCAAAUGUAUUAAAAAGGCCACAGCAUGUAAUUAUCAGAUAGAUUUACUGUGAAUGACCAGCUUUAACAUAUGUUACUCCACUUUACAUUCAGGAUUGUUUGGCAUUUGGUUAUCCAGUAUAUCUGCUUGCACAGCCCUUAUUGAAACAUAUCAUUGGUAAGAUAUUCAUCUGUGCGCAGGCAAUGGAGAUAGUAAAAUGUAAACACAGUUCCAAAACCUACAAAAAAGGAUCUGGAAAUGAAUCCUACAGUAGCCUGACUUUUAUAUGUGUUCUCUUUUCAUCAAGGAAUAACUGCAGUAGGAUUAUUUAUGUACUGUAGGUAAAACCUGCUUUCUUAAAACACAGUUGUGUGGUGUAACUGGUGAAUGUAGUGAUGGGUUACAUUCUAUAAAUGUGAAAAUACAAUCUGUUUUAAUUACAUAACCUAUGUACAGUGCUCUCCUGCUUUUAUAAUGUUGUGUCCUGAUAAUUCAUGCAAGCACGGGGAUGCAGCUUCUUUAUGAAGAGCUGCUCCUCCCUGUGUACUUUUUGCUGUAGAGCCUUGAGCUAAUUAAUGUGGCAGGGGGGAAAUGCUCAACUAUAGAUAUGUCCCUUUCAAAUGUAAGAAUUCCAUGAUGUGGUUGGGAAGGUCUUGGUCCAUUUAUAGUGCUGCACACUGAGUUACCUACUCAUAAAUAAUGUAACCUGUCUAUACCAGUAUCAGUUGUAGUUUUUGUGAAUACCUAUUGGAAACCUAUGAUUUAAAAAGAAAAAAAGACAUUUACAGGCCUGUAUCCUAUUUGUAGAAAGCAUACCAAAUGAAUGAAUUGCAGUCCAUUUUAUGUUAGCGUAUGUAGGAAACAUAUAUUGAGGCAGAAUAUGCUAAAGAAUGUGUCCAUGCCAGAAAUGCAGACUGCUUAUAUUGUCAUGGUGCUGCUUAACUUGCCAAUCAGUACAGAACUACCCUUCCUCAAUCCUUGCAGUGCUGCAUGGGCUUGCAGGCUUAUUUUACCUAUAGCAGUUAUUUCUUUUCUUCCUUUCAAGGGGAGUGUUUGGCAGGCCCUAUUACCCUUUUAAAUGGGUGGGGUGGUUAAAGAAGCAAGACAUGGUUAUUGCCUACUGUAUUUGUUAUCUUUUAACUUAGUGUUGGAAGAGUUGAUUAUCCCAGUGUGUGUAUUUAUAUGUGUGUGUGGAUAUAUAAUUAUAUUUAUAUAUAAUAUAUACACACUCACAUUCUUCUAUAGAACAAUGUAGACUUGUUCUGUUGCAUGCUAAAGGAAGGAGGGGCCAUGCAUUGUAUCAUUGCUUCCCGAAUUCCAAUUAGCUGGAAGCUUCUGUGCCCUUACAUAGCCCCAAUUUAUUUAACUUGUGCUCAUUGAAACCAUCCCUGUGUUUGUGGUAUCUCUAUUGCAUAACAAUGUACAUAUGACAUCCACUGUCACGUAGAAACGAUUCCGUCAUAUAAGAGAAAAAAAAAUACAUUGUGCAUAUUCAUUUCUUUUGUUUCAAACAAAUCAUUAUGGACUCGGCUGUACUUUGGUAAAUGAAGGUAGUUCUGUAGGCAUAGAACAAGAGUUAUAUUUUAACAAGAGUUCAUUUUAUAUUAUUUAUUAAAUCCAUGCGUUUCUUUGAUGUUGCUGACAUUCCAUAUAAUUGUUUUCUUUAUCUGUAUAGUUGGUUAUUUAAGGUGUGCUGGCAUUUUCAUUUUACGUAGAACUAUCAGCUUUAUUCUGUUUUUCAUAAAUAAAUGCCAAUUGAACCCAGAAAGUUA
Xenopus tropicalis (tropical clawed frog) is the source of this 11671-nucleotide messenger RNA. It is a transcript of the gene grk3, whose product is annotated as G protein-coupled receptor kinase 3. The coding region runs from base 1323 to 3389 and encodes 688 amino acids. NCBI's taxonomy places the organism in Eukaryota, Metazoa, Chordata, Amphibia, Anura, Pipidae. Gene Ontology annotation, molecular function: nucleotide binding; ATP binding; protein serine/threonine kinase activity. The transcript has 21 exons. The record is from RefSeq and is a predicted model, not a curated record. Gene Ontology annotation, biological process: signal transduction; desensitization of G protein-coupled receptor signaling pathway. Gene Ontology annotation, cellular component: presynapse.